AUAUAACCUAAAAGUUGAACCACUUGAAACAUGAAAUUAAAAUGGAAAAAUUUCGUAAAAAGCCAAAAAAUAAUUAUCGUAGCAUCACCGGAAAAGUAUUCAACUUAAAUAUAAUUAAAAAGCCAAAUAGUGUUAAUGUUACAAUUCAGCAUUCCUAUAAAAAGACGAUCUUUAAAAGAAGUGUAGCAAUAUUAUCUAUAUUAUUUUUUAAUUUCCUGUGUUUAUUUGUGGAAAUAAUAGAUAUCAAAUUAGCUAUAAUAAUAUGUGUAAUUUGUUUUGUGUUUGUGAGGAAUAUUUGGGCUACAAUAACAUUAGAAAACUUGAUUAUUGUAAAUGGACUGGGGUACCAUGUUUCAACUAAAUAUUUAUUAGGUACAACCUACAAAUUUUUUCCGUAUGAACAAGUCCAAAGUGUAUUUAUUAAUGAAGUUAUUUUCCAAAAUAGAGUCAUUUUCAUCCUCACAAUGAUGAUCAAGAAGCCAAAGCAGGAGCAAAAGCGGUUAAUUCCCUUAUUUAUGGGCACACAACCACGAUUAAAAGCUCUACAAGUAAUAUUUAAGACCAUUUCUGUAGACCCUUGAAAAACUUCCAAUGUAUUGUUUAUUUAAAAAUAAAUUCGUAUCUUUGUA
Aethina tumida (small hive beetle) is the source of this 629-nucleotide messenger RNA. RefSeq lists its product as uncharacterized. The record is from RefSeq and is a predicted model, not a curated record. The transcript is spliced from 4 exons. The coding region runs from base 42 to 581 and encodes 179 amino acids. Gene Ontology annotation, biological process: GPI anchor biosynthetic process. Lineage: Eukaryota; Metazoa; Arthropoda; Insecta; Coleoptera; Nitidulidae. Gene Ontology annotation, cellular component: glycosylphosphatidylinositol-N-acetylglucosaminyltransferase (GPI-GnT) complex.